UCCUACAUCUACCGACCUUCACCUUGCUGGUAGGUCCACUAUCUCGCCGUAUCAGUAGAUAUGACAGGAUUCACGGUAAUUGUCGUUCUCAGCGUCUGUUGCUGCAGUUGCUUGAAAAUAUCGCAUGCACAGACGGCGUCAUGUUCAGAAUUAAAGGGAAGAUGUCUCCCAAACGCCUCAGACAUCCUCUGUGACGGCACACGUGACUACGACAACCGAGGAUGUUCCUCAGAAGACUAUUGCUGUGUACCUCACAAAACUAAAUCCUGCGCAUCACUCGGGGGUCACUGCCUUAAUGUCAAGUCGGCCCUGGUAUGUGGAGGGGAGGAGAUUCAGGGGACCCCGGACUGCGGUCAACAAGCCCAGGGCAACUACUGUUGUGUGCGCAAGGACGCUCAAGAUCCACCUAUGGAAGCCUGUGAGAGAAUGGGGGGCAGAUGCCAAUCUCUGCUGUCGGCCCUGGCUUGUGGCGGCAACAGGGACUCCAGUCAGUGCGGCGACAGCACCUUCACCUUCUGCUGUUACCCUCCAGGAAAUUAAAUAAAAUCUCCUCAUACA
Messenger RNA from Haliotis rubra (blacklip abalone), 558 nucleotides. RefSeq lists its product as uncharacterized. NCBI's taxonomy places the organism in Eukaryota, Metazoa, Mollusca, Gastropoda, Lepetellida, Haliotidae. The record is from RefSeq and is a predicted model, not a curated record. The transcript has 4 exons. Bases 61 to 540 code for a protein of 159 amino acids.